Columba livia (rock pigeon) is the source of this 1717-nucleotide messenger RNA. RefSeq names its product apolipoprotein D (gene APOD). The record is from RefSeq and is a predicted model, not a curated record. Gene Ontology annotation, biological process: response to reactive oxygen species; brain development; tissue regeneration. The coding region runs from base 240 to 809 and encodes 189 amino acids. The transcript has 5 exons. Gene Ontology annotation, molecular function: cholesterol binding. Lineage: Eukaryota; Metazoa; Chordata; Aves; Columbiformes; Columbidae. Gene Ontology annotation, cellular component: cytoplasm.
AUCUCCAGCUUUGUACCAGCUGCAGAUCUAAGGCAGCUGACCAGCCUGCCAAAAAAACAAACCAUAUCGAGGACCAGGGAGUGGCUUGUGCUAGUGCUGAAUAAUGAUGAUCCCAGCACGCUUAUAAAACAAGGCGGAGAGCUCACCACCAACCUGUUCCUGGCAGCCCUGGUCCUCCACAGAGCAUCACUCCACCUCAUCAGCCAAGGUUCAUUUCCCACUCGCCCCCCAGUGCAGGCAUGCUGACCACAGCAGUGCAGCUCUCGGUCCUGCUUGGCCUCCUUGGCUUUGGGAAAGGCCAGAUGUUUCACAUGGGACCAUGCCCAGAUCCACCAGUCCAAGAAGACUUCGACAUCAACAAGUAUUUGGGGAAAUGGUAUGAGAUAGAGAAGCUGCCCUCAAGUUUCGAGAAAGGAAGCUGCAUCCAGGCAAAUUACUCACUGAAGGAGAAUGGGAAGUUCAAGGUGAUCAACAAGGAACUGAUUUCCAGUGGCAAAAUAAACGAAGUCGAAGGAGAAAUGAUGCACAUGGAUGUAAAGGAGCCGGCCAAGCUGGGCGUCCGCUUUAACUGGUUCAUGCCUUCUGCCCCUUACUGGGUCGUCUCCACCGACUAUGAAAACUACUCACUGGUUUACUCCUGCACUAACAUCCUCUGGCUUUUUCACAUCGACUAUGCCUGGAUUCUAUCAAGAGCUCCUGACAUGCACCCAGAAACCGUGGAGCAGCUGAAGGGCAUUCUCCAGUCCCACAAGAUCGACACCGAGAAAAUGAUGCCCACGGAUCAACUUAACUGCCCUCCCGAGAUGUAACUCCCGGCAUGCAGUGACACAGCACCAGACCAGCAAUGAACUUUGUUGCUUUCUCUAUUAUCCAUUAGAAUGUCUCUAUGUAACAGAGAAAUGUAAUAAUCCUUUUGCUAACAGUAGUUGCCAGCCCUGAGUUACUCCUUGUUCCCUCUAUUGUUCUCCCCCCUUUUUUGCCUUGCUCUGACUUUUGCAGAGUAACUGACUGAUUCAAAGCUAAGGAGUGAAGAAGUGCUGAGGUGCAGAUGUGAAGCUCUGCUGUUGCUGUGAGUCCUCCUGUAUGUGGAUGGGAAAGGGUAUGAGAUGAGACAUUCAAGUAUUAGUCCUGGGGAAAAACCUUUCAUGACACAACACCAGGUUUGUUUCCCAUGUUUGUCUUGACACUUCUGGGCCUGCAAGGAGUCCACAGUGCCUGAGCUACACCGCAGGGACUGCCUUCCCAGCGGCAAUGCCCAGACAAGGGGGGUUGGUCCUGCAGCCUGGGAACUGAGACUGGGGGUCUUGAAUGUUUUCUGGUGCAGGGCUGCAGUCAUUUGCUGCUACCAAGUCAGCAGACCUCCCCGCUAGAAAUCAGAUCUGACCCUUUGUCUAAAAAUGUACAGAAGUUUAGCACGGCUCCAUCUCAGGUGCUUGUAUGUGUCCUCUCUUGCCUCUAGUGAGGCUGGUCCUGCACUCCCAAGGGUCAGCUCUGAGAGUACCCGUAAGCAGACAGAGAUGGGGCUGCUCCCUUGUCCCCUUGAGGCUUUUCCCCGCACACCAAGAGAUGGCGGGUUCUGCCCGACAUCCCGCUCCCUGCUUCUGUAGGUGCCGAGCGCCUGCUGACACUGCAUCUACCCUGGCAGGUGCUCGCCAGGCACCACGACAACUCUGCUUGAAUAGCAUUGAUGCAGCUCAUUAAAAAUGAAAUUAAAAUA